Molecule: messenger RNA, 183 nt
Organism: Prunus armeniaca (apricot)
Lineage: Eukaryota; Viridiplantae; Streptophyta; Magnoliopsida; Rosales; Rosaceae
Source: the annotation of a GenBank genome assembly
AUGGCAUGGAAGGGAAGAGUGUGUAACGUCGUCCGCAUGAAGUUGGGUCGGAGAUUGUGGCGAGAUUGUGGCCAGAGAUGCUUUGAGGUUGGGGCGAGAUUGUGGGCUUUUAAACCCCCCGUCGCAGAAUGGAGAGUGGGAGAGGUGGCUUUGCAAAAUGCCGCUUUGCCUGUCAUUAGGUAG